Botrytis cinerea B05.10 is the source of this 1188-nucleotide messenger RNA. RefSeq lists its product as hypothetical. The coding region runs from base 81 to 1028 and encodes 315 amino acids. Gene Ontology annotation, biological process: fungal-type cell wall organization. NCBI's taxonomy places the organism in Eukaryota, Fungi, Ascomycota, Leotiomycetes, Helotiales, Sclerotiniaceae. The transcript is spliced from 3 exons. Gene Ontology annotation, cellular component: plasma membrane; cell cortex of cell tip. The record is from RefSeq and is a predicted model, not a curated record.
GAUUGUCAAUAUAUAAUAAUCUACCUAACAUAUCUAUAACUUCCUUUUUGUCAAAAAUCUUGGAUACCAGAGGUGUCAAUAUGCCUCGCAAGUAUAUCGUUUUACCAGCAGCAUUAACAGUACUUCUCCUUUUACUUACAGCAAUGUUCAUCGACGUAGGUAAGGAGGAGAGCUUUCUCUUCGAUUUCCCCAUAAUUUCUCUUGGUACCACCAAGUUGAAAGAUGAUAUCUUUCAGAGCAAUAACUAUAUUCUACCCAUCACCGAUGUAUUGAACCUAUAUUUUCGAACUCAUUGUGAGGGAAAUUAUGUUUCCACACGUAAUAUAAGCCCUAGGUUGAAGAAUGUGUCCUGCUCCGAACCUUCAUCUGAUGUCAAGUUUCUCCCCGCCCAAAUUAUCCAUCUCCAACUCAUGAACUCUACAGUUCAUAUACGACUUCCAGAUAACAACUUUGGGCAUCAACUUGGCGAAAUCCAGAAUGCGUUCAAAAAAUCAUAUCACGCAGAACUUCACGCAGCACUUACCAUAUAUGCCACCGCAAUCUGUCUAGAAGGCAUUGUGUUGAUUAUAGCUUUUAUAUCAUUCCUGGGAACCGAUGUUGCUUGGGUUUUCGGAGGGUUCUCUGUUCUGACGGCAAUCUUAAUCUUGAUCGGACAUAGCAUAAUCACGGCGUUCCAAUACCAGGCAGUUACGGCUAUCAAUCAAUAUGGCAAAGAUGUUGGGAUUUCGGGGUAUCGUGGAACGGGGUUGCUGGUAUUUAUUUGGUUUACCUUUGGAGUAGCUUCUGUUGCCUCGGCUGCUUGGGGUUGGGGUGCAUGGAUGAUCAGAAGGCCCGAUGACAGCAGUGAGACUUCGGAUGAUGGCGGCGUCUACAUGAAUUGCAAUAAAGAUCCGGCGAGAGUUGGAAUUGGCCAACCAGUGAUGCUGGCUAUGAGAGGAGGGAAAGUGGUAAGGUUACAUGACGGAGGAAUAAGCAUGGAGCAUGGGAUUGAUUAUGUUAGAGAGAGUCAGAUUGGGCUUGCUCUAUAAGUUGGGGUUUUGAUGUCUAGCGGGAAACACACAUACAUCUUUUCAGGGCAGUAUCUCGAUAUAAGCCAGAGAUAGGUAAAGGGAUCUCAUAGUAAAAUAACUGCGAAGCAUUAUCAUUCAUGCCGUCCAGGAAACAUAUUUAAUACACGGAUAUCUCUUA